AAGUCGACGAAAACGUAUCAGCCCUUAUGAACAAAAAUCUGAUGGAGUCUUCUCUGUGAAAUUAACAAAAUCAUUAAUUGAAUCAAUUGUACCAAUUUGUUAUGAAGAUCAUCGUAAACAUAUUUUUGAUUUUGUUGUCCUCCUUUGGGAUCUCAAGUAUGGAUUAUUGGAAACAUCCAAAAUAAUAUUUCAGCUGAGAGAUGAAAAUAAUGAUAAUUUGUUCGAAUCAUCCAAACUUUCCGGUAGUCUCCCAGCGUAUCCAUUUAUUCCAA
Funneliformis caledonium is the source of this 272-nucleotide messenger RNA. The record is from the annotation of a GenBank genome assembly. Lineage: Eukaryota; Fungi; Glomeromycota; Glomeromycetes; Glomerales; Glomeraceae.